CUUUUCACUUUUCAGUAUGAGGAAGUGUGUGCGCGUGAAGUUUUAAUGGAAGAUUCAGCUUUAAAAACUACAUUUUACCGCUUUAUUAAAGAUUAAAGAACAGAUAUAAACACUGGGUAUAACAGCGCGGUAGUUACAUCGUAUUUAACAGUGUAUUUAAGUGUUUAGAAGCGGUGACUUUGAUCCUGUUGUUGUGAAGGAGCGGAUUCAGGUGAUAAAGGACUGUGGAGAGAGCUGGACCUGAGGGGUCAGCAUGAGCCGAGCUUCUCCCAUGCAGCCCCAGAACUGCGGACCCUGGGAACUGAAGGAGAGACUCGGGACCGGAGGAUUUGGAAAUGUUACUCGGUGGCAGAACAAGGACUCUGGGGAUCAGAUCGCUAUAAAGCAGUGUCGUCAGGAGCUGAGCUCUAAGAAUAAGGAGCGCUGGUGUUUGGAGAUCCAGAUAAUGAAGAGGUUGAAUCAUGAGAACGUUGUGGCGGCGAGGGAGGUGCCGGAGGAGUUACAGAAACUGGCCACUAAUGACCUGCCGCUGCUCGCCAUGGAGUACUGCCAGGGAGGAGACCUGCGCAAGUAUCUGAAUCUGCUGGAGAACUGCUGUGGGAUGAGAGAAGGCUCUAUUCUGAUCCUGCUGAGAGAUAUAUCCUCAGCGCUCACGUACCUCCACAAUAAGAGGAUCAUCCACAGAGACCUGAAACCAGAGAACAUCGUGCUCCAGCAGGGGGAGAAACGGUUGAUUCAUAAGAUUAUAGAUUUGGGUUAUGCUAAGGAGCUCGAUCAGAGCAGUUUGUGCACAUCGUUUGUGGGGACUCUGCAAUAUCUGGCUCCAGAGUUGUUGGAGCAGCAGAAGUACACGGUGACGGUGGAUUACUGGAGUUUUGGGACGCUGGUGUUCGAGUGCAUCACUGGUUUCAGGCCGUUUCUGCCCACGUGGCAGCCUGUGCCCUGGCACAAUAAGCUGAAGCAGAAGCACGAGGAUGAUAUCGUAGUUUAUGAGGAUUUAACUAAUGAGGUGCAUUUCUCCAAACACCUGCCGCAGCCCCACAACCUCAACAGGCUGUUAUCCGGCCGGUUGGAGCGAUGGCUGCAGCUGAUGCUGAGAUGGUCUCCUCAGGAGAGAGGUAGAGACAGUAAGCAGAGCUCCAGUCCGACUGAGAGCAGCGACUCGGAGGGGAAGAGCAGGAAACCGCAGGACGGAGGGAAAGAUUCUCAGAGCGGAUCCAGCAGCUGCUUCCAGGAGCUGGAGCGAAUCCUGGAGCUGAAGCUGGUUCAUGUUCUGAAUAUGACCUCGGCGGAGAUCUGUACGUACACGGUUCAGCCCGGAGAGACCGUAGCGUCUCUACAGGAGAGAAUCGCUCAGGACACACACAUUCCCUCAGCCAAUCAGGAGCUGCUGCUGGAGGCUGGACUCGCCCUGGAGCCGCAGAACAACGUGAUGCAGUGUGCUGUGGAUUACACUUUGGUUGACGGGCGUCGGGCGGAUGUUCCCCUGGUGUUUCUGUUUGAUCGCUCCUGCUGUAACUACGAGCCUCAGUUCAGCCCGAGAAUCCUCCCCGAAAACAUCCGAUACGUCCAGACGGAGCCGAAGCGCAUGCUGGCCUACAGUCCUCAGAGACGGACGUGUGGACAGGCCUGGCACACCAUCCGAGCGCUGAAGGAGGACUGGCAGAAGCUGCAGCAGGGACAGAAAGCAGCCAUAAUGAGUCUGCUGAGGCACAACGGUUCGCUCUCUAAGCAGAAGAAUGAGAUGGUUUCUGUUCAUCAGAGACUUAAAGCUACGCUGGAGUUCUUCACCACCAGUCUGCACAUCGAUAUGGAUAAAUAUCAGGAGCAGAGAGCUACAGGCAUCGCGUCGGAGAAGUUACUGGGAGUGUGGAGAGAGAUGGAGCAGACUGCACUGAACCGCGGUCAGACAGAAGAUGUGAAUAAACUGGAGGAGGAGAUGAUGAAGUUACAGACUGAUAUAGUGGAUCUGCAGAGACACCCAUGGAGGAGUGGUGAAGCUCUGGAGUCACUAGAGGUGAAAGCGAUGGAGUUAUUUCGGAAGCUCAGAGAGAAACCGCGAGAUCAGAGGUGUAUGGGAGAUUGUCAGGAGGUGGUGAAGCUGGUGGUUCAGGCCAUUCAGUUCUAUGAGAAGAAACUGCGGGAGUUCUACACACACCUCAGUAAGACGGUGGUGUGCAGGCAGCGGGUGAUGGAGCUGUUGCCGCGGGUGGAGGGCGUGGUCAGCAGUAUGGCUCAGUGUGAACAGGAUCUGCUCCGCAUGCAGGAGAAGAGACAGAAGGAGCUGUGGAAUCUCCUCAAAGUGGCCUGUAGUAAAGUUCGCAGUCCGGUUAGUGGGAGUCCGGAUGGAGGACGGACCCCACCUUCCUCCGGUCCUCCACCCCUGCAGCUCCGACCUGCUUACUCCAACAGUCUUCCUGCUCUCCACCAACCGGAGGAGUCUUUGAUAGUAAUUGAGGAAAGUAAGACGUUUGAGAGCCGGUUGCAGAGUCUGGUUCAGGAAACCAUUAAAGAGACAGAAACCAACAUGCAGUUACUGAAGGAAUGGACGUGGCUGAACGGAAGUCAGGAUCUGUCCUGAUGUUUCUGAUUCAUCUUCAGUAAACUUUUAAUAUAAAUAAGAGAAUAAUGAAAUAAAGGACCUGCAUAUCCGGGUUAUCAGCAGUCCUGAACAUUCAGCAUCUAAUAACCUGCUGAACACGAGACUGCUGAACCUCUAACGCCUCCUACUGGACAAACUGACUCAAUGCCACAGACAGAUCACAUUUUAUCUUUUCAUUUUUAGUUUUUGUUUUAUUGAAGACGUGUACGACUGUAAAUAUUCUGCAUUACUGUAAUGUUGAUGUUUAGAUUAUGUUU
This is a messenger RNA of Astyanax mexicanus (Mexican tetra), 2859 nucleotides long. It is a transcript of the gene ikbkb, whose product is annotated as inhibitor of nuclear factor kappa B kinase subunit beta. Bases 254 to 2581 code for a protein of 775 amino acids. The record is from RefSeq and is a predicted model, not a curated record. Gene Ontology annotation, biological process: peptidyl-serine phosphorylation; tumor necrosis factor-mediated signaling pathway; positive regulation of transcription by RNA polymerase II. Lineage: Eukaryota; Metazoa; Chordata; Actinopteri; Characiformes; Acestrorhamphidae. Gene Ontology annotation, molecular function: protein binding; ATP binding; IkappaB kinase activity. Gene Ontology annotation, cellular component: cytoplasm; IkappaB kinase complex. The transcript is spliced from 22 exons.